CAAAAAUCCUUUCUAAACCGAUUCUGUAAUAUAUUUUUGCGGACUCCAAACUUACUUUCUUUUUUUUCGAUAACAUGGCGCGUUAUAAUUUCAUGAGUGUCAUGGAGGACCUUGCCAUGGAGUUUACGGUGGGCAAGGAUCAGCACCAGCUUUUUAUCUAUGACUCGCGAAUGCUGUCCCUGGCAAUUCAGCAGCAGUUGGUCAAGAACAAUGCGGUGUUCAAGAACCUCCUAGUGAACCUCCACAGGACGGCUGCCUAUGUCGACAAUUUAAGCUUGGACAUGCCACUGAACUUCGACAUGUUCUUGCCCAUCCGACUGCCCCUUCCAGUGGCUCCCAGUUAUGAUGAGAAGACUCGUUGUGUGAGGUUUACCACGACCAACAAUCGGCACCCAUUCUUCUUUGGGAAUGCGGUGAAUUCCAAGUGCAUGAAUCUUCUGCUUCAAAGGGAACUCAAGGAGGCAGUAUCUAAAAUAAGGUGUGCGGCAUCUGCCUGCUCCGGCCGCGCUUACGACCUUAAAUAUUCGGUGCUGAUCUUCAAUCAGGUGCCCUUUGUCCACCAAGUGACGGCCAUGGAGCGCGGCAGCAAUGGGCAGAGAUUUAUCCGCUUUGAUUUUGUUCUGGCUUUGGAAUUUUAUGGCGAGGAGAUGACUCUGCCACCGUAUUUUGAUGCUCCUAUCGGUAAUCGAUGGAUUGCCUAUGGAAAGUUGAACGCCGAUGGCGAUCCCACUCCGGAGGAGUGGGCCAUACUGCUGCCUAAGUGGCAGGACUUGAGCCCAGGAGCUUGCCUUAUAGCCCUCAACAGCAUGAUAAUGUUGUUCCGGCUGCUUAAGGCCCAGCAGUGCUACUGCUACGCCGAUCCCGCCUCCGUCAAGUUUGCCUUCGUCUUAGCUUCAGAGGAGCGAGGAUUGGACUUCCAGCAUAUGAGCAUCGCAGAUUUUACUAUCACUACCCUCUUCCACCAACUGUUUGGCGAAAUGUAUGAUGCGGUGUCCACAAACACCAAGGGGGACAAGACCACCAAGGUCAGUCGUUUGGUGGCCCUUCGGCAGCAGCAGCUGCGUGCCCGUGGUAUAUACGCCAUGCUGGCGGAUGCGGCGCUUCGGAAUUCGAUCACUUACGAGUUUGUCAACGCCUACUUCUGGUACAUUCACAUCGCACCGCCACCGAAAUGCUUCUACAAAUCGCUCAUCGAAAUCCGAAACACCGAUACAGUUUUGAAGCGGAAAUGGAAUACCUCUUAAAGACCUUAAGCCUGCGAAGUUAAAUUGACCAAAAACGAUGGGUGGUGCUAGCUGGGGAAUUACCAACUUCCAAACGGGUGGAUAACAACCCUGAGGAGUGGCUUCCCUUGUUGAUUUUUUGAAAUUUGAGCACUGCUGUAAAUUGGUCGAGCAGUUUGUGGGAAUCCCCCAAUGUGCCCCGCCAUCGUCUUAGUGUCAAAUCUCGGUAAUUGUGCAACUUUAAUGCCAAAAAAAAAAAAGAAAACUAAAAACUGUCGGAGUAGAGCUCUCACAGAUACAAAACACACUCACACGCACAUACACAUUCAGCUCACAGGCAAUGUACAGGAAAACACAGACAGAGACAAAAGUUAAUAAAAGCCAACUAAAAACUAAAGCCGAGUUGGGCUACGUGUCCCUGUUUUGACUUGG
Molecule: messenger RNA, 1655 nt
Organism: Drosophila eugracilis
Lineage: Eukaryota; Metazoa; Arthropoda; Insecta; Diptera; Drosophilidae
Exons: 3
Coding region: 75-1244 (389 amino acids)
Source: RefSeq, a predicted model, not a curated record